Messenger RNA from Drosophila innubila, 1821 nucleotides. It is a transcript of the gene Sgsh, whose product is annotated as N-sulphoglucosamine sulphohydrolase. The coding region runs from base 99 to 1679 and encodes 526 amino acids. Gene Ontology annotation, molecular function: arylsulfatase activity. NCBI's taxonomy places the organism in Eukaryota, Metazoa, Arthropoda, Insecta, Diptera, Drosophilidae. The transcript has a single exon. The record is from RefSeq and is a predicted model, not a curated record.
ACCAAAGUCGAUGUAUAUACGGAUCAGUUGGACUCAGGCACAGUGUGUCGACGGAUUGACUUCUUGCCCGAGUUGAAUUAAAAGUAGUUGUAACGAAAAUGGGUUCAUUGCUUCCCCCUUUGUUGCUGUUGUUGUUGUUGGGCAACGGUUUCUGUGCGGAGACACCGCAGAAUGUGCUGCUGCUCCUGGCCGACGACGCUGGCUUCGAGAUGGGCGCGUAUCUGAACAAAUACUGCCAGACACCCAAUUUGGAUGCGUUGGCGAGCAAGGGAUUGCUUUUCAACAACGCAUUUACCUCGGUGAGCAGCUGCAGUCCGAGUCGUGCCCAAUUGCUGACGGGGCAGGCGAGUCACUCGAGUGGAAUGUAUGGACUGCAUCAGGGAGUGCAUAACUUCAAUGUCUUGCCAGAGGUGAGCUCACUGCCCAAUGUGCUGCGGGAGCAGAGUAAUGGACGCAUCUUCAGUGGAAUUAUUGGCAAGAAACAUGUUGGUCCAGCUUCCAACUUUCGGUUUGACUUCGAGCAGACGGAGGAGCAACAUUCGAUCAAUCAGAUUGGACGCAAUAUCACCAGGAUGAAGGAGUACGCUCGCGAUUUCCUAUCGCAGGCCAAGCGAGAGGCGAGACCCUUCUUUUUGAUGGUGGGAUUCCAUGAUCCCCAUCGCUGCGGUCACAUCACUCCACAGUACGGCGAAUUCUGCGAACGCUGGGGCAGCGGGGAGGAGGGCAUGGGCACAAUACCGGACUGGAAGCCCAUCUACUACGACUGGCGCAACUUGGAGGUGCCCGCCUGGCUGCCAGACACGGAUGUGGUGAGGCAAGAACUGUCUGCCCAGUACAUGACCAUCUCUCGCCUGGAUCAGGGAGUUGGUUUGCUGUUGCGGGAAUUGCAGGCAUCCGGUCUGGCCGAAAGCACCCUGGUCAUUUACACCUCCGACAACGGACCACCCUUCCCAGGUGGACGCACUAAUCUCUAUGAGCACGGCAUUCGAUCCCCUCUCAUUGUCAGCUCCCCUCAGCCUGACGCCCGUCGCCAUGAAACAAGCGCUGCCAUGGUGAGCCUGCUCGACAUUUAUCCCAGCGUGCUGGAUGCGUUGCAAUUGUCCCCACCGAAUGGAACUCGAUUCAGCGGGCAAUCUCUGUUGCCCGUGCUGCGAAAGGAGCCGGCACCACAGGAGAACGACUCGGUUUUCGGCAGCCAAAGUUACCAUGAGGUGACCAUGGCAUAUCCGAUGCGCAUGGUGCGAAAUAGGCGCUAUAAACUCAUCCAUAAUCUUAACUACUGGGCUGAUUUUCCAAUAGAUCAAGAUUUCUAUACCUCGCCCACGUUUCAGCAGAUCCUCAAUGCCACAAUCAACAAGCAACCCUUGCCCUGGUAUCGUACACUCCUGCAAUAUUACCAACGACCCGAGUGGGAACUAUAUGACAUUAAGGCGGAUGCCCUGGAACGGAUUAAUCUCGUGGACAAGCCAAAGUAUAGUUCCAUAUUAAAGCAGCUGCGCCAAAAGCUCUACAAGUGGCAGGUGGACACUGAAGAUCCCUGGCGUUGUGCUCCCCACGCUGUUCUACAGGCCCAGGGAGUAUUCAAGAAGGAACCAGUGUGUCUAACAUUGGGACACGAGGCUCUCCAAAGGCCCAAGCGUAGGGUGCUAACACAAUACGAGGAGUAUGUACUUGUCUAGGUGUGACUUUCCCUAUCUAUGCCCAAUUUUGGCAUGCAGCCGCUAUCAUCAUGUAUUGUAAUGUACUAAUCGAUUAGAUACUCAUUUUUAUACAUUUUUCCUAAUCACAAGCAAAAUAUAAAUCAACUUUAAAUGCUGAUAA